Molecule: messenger RNA, 6050 nt
Organism: Suricata suricatta (meerkat)
Lineage: Eukaryota; Metazoa; Chordata; Mammalia; Carnivora; Herpestidae
Gene: IRAG1
Product: murine retrovirus integration site 1 homolog
Exons: 21
Coding region: 189-2921 (910 amino acids)
Source: RefSeq, a predicted model, not a curated record
ACCCUGAGCCCUGGAGCUGACCUGAUCAGCUUCCCUUCCAUUAGCCCCCUCAGUGGGGCCACAGGGGGCUCCCUGAGAAGCUCCAGGCUCCAAGUCCCAGCCCCUCUAGGAGGAGGCGGUGGCCAAGGCUCAGCAGCCAGAGGCUUCUCAGCUCAGAGCUCCAGAGCCAGAUGUAACAUUGACCUUAAAUGGUAAAAGCUCCCCAGAGUGAAGAGAGGCUGGCCAGAAGAGGAAAGGGGAAUAACUCAGUUUUAGCCUGCGGAGCCCAGGCCUCUUGGAGCAUCUUUGGGGCUGACGCCGCGGAGGUUCCGGGCACACGGGGCCACUCCUGCCAGGAGGCUGCCAUGCCCCACAUUCCCGAGGACGAGGAGCCCCCUGGAGAGCCACAGGCAGCCCAGAGCCCCGCCGGCCAAGGCCCUCCUGCAGGCAUAUCCUGCAGUCCACCUACCAUCAUCCUGACGGGGGAGUCCAGCUCACCAGAAGGAGAAACUGAUAAAAACCUGGUCAACAGAGCUCACAGUCCCCAUAGGAGGCUUUCUCACCGACACUUGAAGGUUUCCACUGUUUCACUGACUUCUGUGGACCCUGCAGGACAUGUUAUUGACCUGGUACAUGACCAGCUGCCAGAGAUCAACAUCUCAGAGGAGGACAAGAAGAAAAACCUGGCGCUGCUGGAAGAAGCCAAGUUGGUGAGUGAACGAUUCCUGGCCCGCCGCGGGAGGAAGUCCAAGAGUGGCCCCGGAGACUCCCUGUCAGUUGUUACCCCAAACCUCAGCCCCGGAGCUUCUCCAGCAUCCUCUCAAAACAACUCACUUACUGUUCCCAAGCCACCUGGUUUGGAUGCGUGCAGUGGCCCACAGUCUCCUUUGCCUGGAGCACCACCACAGAAGGGGGAUGAAGCCAACGUCUCUUCACCUCAUCUUGGUGAACCUAAUGUCUCCAAAGGGCUAGCUGACCGGAAGCAGAAUGACCAGAGGAAAGUGUCUCAGGGCAAGCUGACUCCUCGUUCUCCUACAAUUGAGAAGUCCAAAGAGACUGCAAUUGAACAAAAGGAAAACUGUGAUCCCCUCCAGUGCUCUGAGGCCACACACAAGGGCUCAGCUUCUGGCAUAGGCAGUGGUGGGAAAAUGGCCUUGAAUAGCCCUCAGCCUGGUCCUGCUGAAAAUGAGCUGGGAAAGGCGCUACUGAAGACGGCCAGGGAGGGCAACCCUCUGCCUAGAGGUCCAGCCCAGGGUUCUGGAGGGGCGGUUCCCCUGGCCCCCGAGGGAAAAGAUACAGCUGGAGAGUCAGCAGGGUCAAAGUUUGGCUCCAAAGCUGAGCUGUGGCCUCCUGCUUCUCGGCCACCUCUACUGCGAGGGGUCUCCAGGGACAGUGGUCCUGAAGAACCUGGCCCCCGGCUGCAGAAAGUGCUUGCCAAGCUGCCUCUGGCAGAGGAAGAGAAGCGUUUUUCAGGCAAAGCUGGUGGCAAGCUGGCCAAGGCACCUGGACUCAAAGACUUUCAGAUACAAGUGCAGCCAGUGAGGAUGCAGAAACUGACUAAGCUCCGAGAGGAGCACAUCCUGAUAAGAAAUCAGAACUUAGUGGGGCUCAAGCUUCCAGACCUUAGUGAAGCGGCUGAGCAGGAAAAAGGGCUCCCUUCUGAACUCUCCUCAGGUAUUGAGGAAGAAGAGUCAAAAAGUGGCUUGGAUGUCAUGCCCAAUAUUUCUGACAUGCUGCUGCGCAAACUGCGGGUCCACAGGUCUCUCCCUGGAAGUGCCCCUCCGCUCACUGAAAAGGAAGUUGAGAACGUGUUUGUGCAACUGUCCUUGGCCUUUAGAAAUGACAGCUACACUCUGGAAUCUAGAAUUAACCAGGCUGAAAGGGAACGCAACCUGACUGAAGAGAACACAGAGAAGGAACUGGAAAACUUCAAAGCUUCUAUUACGUCCUCAGCUUCACUAUGGCACCACUGUGAGCACCGGGAGACCUAUCAGAAACUGCUAGAGGACAUUGCGGUCCUGCACCGCUUGGCUGCCCGCCUCUCCAGCCGAGCUGAGAUGGUGGGGGCGGUCCGCCAGGAAAAGCGCAUGUCAAAGGCAACAGAGGUAAUGAUGCAGUAUGUGGAGAAUCUGAAGAGGACGUAUGAGAAGGACCAUGCAGAGCUCAUGGAGUUUAAAAAACUUGCAAAUCAGAAUUCAAGCCGCAGUUGCGGCCCUUCUGAAGAUGGGGUCCCUCGAACAGCGCGGUCCAUGUCCCUCACACUGGGAAAGAACAUGCCACGCCGGAGGGUUAGUGUUGCAGUGGUUCCUAAGUUUAAUGCCCUGAACGUGCCUGGCCAAUCUUCCAGUGCAUCACCCAUCCCCUCCUUACCAGCCCUGUCAGAAUCACCCAAUGGGAAAGGCAACCUACCUGUCACUUCAGCACUGCCUGCACUUUUGGAAAAUGGAAAGACAAAUGGGGACCCAGAUUGUGAAGCCUCUGCUCCCAUGCCAACUUUGAGCUGCGUGGAGGAGAUUAGCCAGGAGACCAAGGCCAGGAUGGAGGAGGAAGCGUACAACAAGGGAUACCAGGAAGGUCUAAAGAAGACCAAAGAGCUUCAAGACCUGAAGGAAGAGGAAGAAGUACAGAAAGGUGAGAGUCUUGAGGAAGCUGAAGAGGCAGAAGAAACUGAGGAAGAGGAAAAGAACCAAAGAAGCAGCAAACUUGAAGAAUUGGUUCAUUUCUUACAAGUCAUGUAUCCCAAACUGUGUCAGCACUGGCAAGUCAUCUGGAUGAUGGCCACAGUGAUGCUGGUCUUGACUGUUGUCCUGGGGCUCUACAGUUCCUAUAACUCUUGUGUGGAGCAGGCUGAUGGGCCCCAUGGGAGAUCCACUUGCUCAGCAGCCCAGAGGGACUCGUGGUGGAGCUCAGGACUCCAGCAUGAGCAACCUGCAGAGCAGUAGGAAACCUGACACGCAGUCAGUGCCCUGCUCCAGCACACAGCUGACUGCCCUGUCCCCAAGCAUAGUGUUUCAGGCCAGUUGUGGGCAUGCUGGCACCAGUCUAUCAGGAAACAAACCCAGGGUUCUUUCACACUCAGCAACCAUGUGGGAGCUAUGCAUACACAGUAACUGAUGUUCUUGGAGGAUCAACAAAACUGCCCUGGGAACACUUGUGGUGGAUGAAGUCAUCUUCACCAAGGAACUCUAACAGAAAGGAAACUCAUCUGCCCCCAGCUCUGAUGCCUGGGGGAAAUAAAACACCUUCACUGCAGGAAACAGUAAGAAGUUCACUCUCCCUCCCCUUUUUCCUCUCUGUAGUCAGAAAUCAAGAAGAAUUAUGCCCAAAGGCUAAUUCUAACACUGAGGGUCAGACCUAGAAUUUGGAGUCAACAUGAACAUCAUCCUAUUUCCCAUCUCAUUCUCACUGGCUCUCCUUCAGCCUCCCUGCCUCCCCUUUGGAACCAGAGUUUCUCUUUAUACAAGAAGGGAAGGUUUCGCAUAAAAAUAUUUAGGCUGAAUUUAGAUCAAUGCUUGAAAUGAAAUGGGAAGAUGUGAGUUAAUAUAUAUGCAUUUGUACACAUACACAACAUACACAGGGCAUGCACGUGCAUGAAGCCAACAACCCUCCAACUGUGUGCUCUUAGGUGUGUGUUCUGGAUAAAGCAACCCACAGAUUUUUCACAAGGUGUAGGGCAGUCACCAGGCACCUUUUCAGUGAGCUCUCCACAUUGAUUUAAGAUAUUUGAAAAACACUGAAAACUCAUGGCUGCAACAGUGAACUUGCUGGUCUCCAUUUCAAGUGCUAAUUCUAUGCUGUUGUACAACAGUCUAUUCCCUAUUUGUGUUCUCCCAUUGAGAACCCACCUCUCAAGUGUGAUUUCGGCUCGUGUGUGCCCACAAGCACAUGUGCAGUUGCACCUUAGUGCUUCAGUUCAAAUGGGAUUUCCAACCCAAGUACACAUUUCAGAGCAUUCCAAUUGUUUAGCAUAAAACUGAGGGAGCACAUCCCAUUUCCAAUUUGACUUCUCACUCCACCUUUACAGCCACUGCCUUCAUUCAUCCUUUAUCAGUUUUGAGGGGUGUUGGUUUCUUGUGGUUUUAUUGUGGUUGUUCUGCUAUUGUUUUUGUUUUGUUGUUGAUGAUGGUUUGUUACUAACACUCAUAUAGAACUUACUAUGAGCCAAACACUGUUCUAUGUAUUAUACAGGUAUUAAUUCAUUUAAUCCUCAAAAAAAAAAGAAAGAAAAGAAAAAAACCAUGAGAUGGGUACCACCCUGCCAUUCUCAGAUAAAGAAACUGAAGCACAAAAAACACAACUAACUUGCCAAGGACAUUCAGUUAGUAAAUUAUGGUCCUGGAACUCAUAUCCAGGACCAGGAGACUGGCUCCUCCACAAAACUGCCUUUUCCAAAGGUCUCCUAACUGCAUGCCUAUUAUGUUUCAGUCCCACAUCCCCAAGUAGCCCUCCAACCACUCCAAACUAUUUCUGGUUCCCAGACUAAACCAUUUUCUUAUAGUUCUGUUCCUCCACUCACUUGUUUUUCUUUUGCUAUUCUCUUUUCUGCGGAUUACCCUUCAGGACCAAGUGCAAAAUUAUCCCCAAUGUACAAGCUUUGAUGACCUCCCUCCAACUCCCUACCAUACCCCACGUACUAGGUCACACCCUCCUCUGUGCUGACACUUUUUUAAACAUCUUCAUUAUUUACUGUUGUGAAAGUAUAUCACAAUAACUUAUUUCAGUGUCUGUCUCCGUAUUUUUCCUCAAAGACAAGAACCAUAUCUUAUCCAUUCUGUCGGGGAAGUACCUAACAUGAUGGCUGAUGCAUGGGAGGGUGUCAUUAAAUGUUGAUCAAAAGUGAGGAUUCAAGGUGGUAGGAAACAGUCGGGACAGCUGACAUUUUGCAUGCCUUCCAGUUCCAGCACUAUCACUGCCACUAUCUCAGUGAGAAAAAUAAUAUCUUUAUUAGUUUCAAUUUAUUCUAAUAUUUUUCAGUCUACUCUGUGAGGGAGCAGAAAUGAGACCUAACUAGCAACACAAUUUCCAAGCUCAAGGACCGGGGUUGAUGCUACCACUCCUUUCAGAAAGACCCACCUAGAUCAGCCCUACUAUAAAACAUCAUGUUGGGGGCGGGGGGCGGGUAUCCAUUACAGUGACUAGAAAACCACUCUGAGAGAAGCCCAGGCCAGGGUUGACCAAGAAUGUGCCAUUAAGGUAAAGAGGUACAGAUCAAGGCUGAGGCACUUGGGGGCUUCUAUGGAUGGUUUUCCCUGCCUAUUCCAUGGGGGACUGAAAACGUUGAAAAAUCCUUUAGGCCCUCAGAGCCACAGACAGGUGGCAAAUGAAGCUCCAGAGACUGUGGCUGUGGGACAGGACACUAUGCUGGCAAUGUCCAGUCUGAGCCUCCCUUAAAGAAGGACCAGGCUGAGCUGUCCCACUGUUCACUUGGCCACAGGGUUCUAACCUUUGUUACCAAUUAGAACAAAGGCCAGGAGAACAGCUAUGGUGAGCUCCUGAACCUCCAGCUGCUCCAUAGAAAAGCCUGCAAGAAUACUUCCAGACAUAGGCCCUCACCCAAAGUGCUCUUUGAGUAAGAGAGGUUGAAGAAAAGAACAGUAAGAGUAACUACAUUUCCAAGGGCAUUGCUGAAAAAGUACUCACUGGCGUUUCUUUUCUGAAAAGCAAAGAUUGAUCUAAAGCAGUUGGAAUGUUUCCAAAGCAGCAGUGAAAUGGAGAGAAAUGGCCCCAUAUUUCCAAUGGUGAUAUUGAUCUAAAAUAAAAGUUCCCCUCAAAAUGUCUCUGAAGUCUGACAUUUCUGCUUAGCCUUAGGACUCUGGGUACCUACCUUGAGUUUUGGAGUGAUGUGCUGUUUGUGUCAUUGUUGUUAAUCACUUCCUAAAAGGGCCUUCACUUUCUGGCUACCACGAAUCCUGUGUACAGCCUGGAAGAAUAAAUGGAGAGGGAGAUGCUGGAUUUGUGUAUCACUGGCUGUAAGUUCCUAAUGUUGUUAAACCUCACACAGGUGUGCUAGCAUUAAACUACAGAGUGUCACAUACCUGAGUUUGAAAAUAAAAGCACCUUUCCAAACCUUU